Parnassius apollo (apollo) is the source of this 348-nucleotide messenger RNA. NCBI's taxonomy places the organism in Eukaryota, Metazoa, Arthropoda, Insecta, Lepidoptera, Papilionidae. The record is from the annotation of a GenBank genome assembly.
AUGACUGAAAAAGACAAGAAUUUUAAAGAGAAAAAACAAAGUAAAGGAAAGUCUGUUAAAAGGAAAGUUUUGAACUGCAGCGAAAAUAGUGAGGAUGAAGACUAUCUAAAAAACAAAAAGACAAAGCUCGCAAAAGAAAGGAAAAGACCUAAAGUUAGUUCAAAGAAAUGUAUCAACAGCAGUAAAGAUAGUGAGGAUGAUAUUCCUAUCGCUCAGUUGUGCAAUGAUGAUGAAGAAUAUGAUGUGGAGAAUCGUGAUAUUUGCGCAGUGUGUCAACAAUUUGGUCGUGGUAGAAGAAUUGGAUACAUAAAAAAUGUAGCGGAAAAUAGUCUCCCGAAAAUUUCUUAG